Synchiropus splendidus (mandarinfish) is the source of this 1179-nucleotide messenger RNA. It is a transcript of the gene tradd, whose product is annotated as tnfrsf1a-associated via death domain. Bases 112 to 984 code for a protein of 290 amino acids. The record is from RefSeq and is a predicted model, not a curated record. Gene Ontology annotation, cellular component: tumor necrosis factor receptor superfamily complex. Gene Ontology annotation, molecular function: transmembrane receptor protein tyrosine kinase adaptor activity. Gene Ontology annotation, biological process: extrinsic apoptotic signaling pathway; positive regulation of canonical NF-kappaB signal transduction. The transcript has 5 exons. Lineage: Eukaryota; Metazoa; Chordata; Actinopteri; Syngnathiformes; Callionymidae.
UUUUUCGUCUUCCGGCCGUGAGCCAAUGGAAAUCGAGGACGUCCUUCUUGCGUCAGUGGGCGUGGCUCAUACUGAGGAAGCGUCAUCGAGUAGUGAAGGAAAGUUUUGAAAAUGGCGGACCGUGCUGCGGAUGGCAGACCCUGGACUGGAAGUGUGGUUCUCUUCCUUCAGUCUCCCAAUGUGGACCUGAACACACUCUUCAAGGACCAGCAGAGGAAGUUCAAUGUGUUCAAAGUCAUUAAGCUGACUCUCAUCGACUCUGCUGGGGGUCUGGGUGGGUGUGAGAUUCUGAAGGUCCAUGACUGCGAUCCCCUCCUCGGUGUGGAAAUGAAGUUCAUUGAGGUGUCAGCGUGUCAGCACUUCCUGGAGAGCUACAGUUCGGAGGCCGUGCAUCAGUCUCUCUCUCAGCACGCCUGCAGGCUUCUGACUCCGUCUGAAGAGUUCACCGUGAAAACCCAGCUCAAAGCUGGAAACCACGUCCUGGACAACUGUCUAGACGACCUAGACCUCUGCCUACAUCACGUUCACUGUUCAAAGCCGGCACGUCUGCGAGAUGAGGAAAUUGACCGUCUGGAGGGGCUCCUGCGCUUGGAUGUCAUGGGUCCUGCAGCUCAAGUCGCUCCUUUAGUACAGCAAGAGUCUCCGCUCCCCAGCAACUCCUUCAGGUUUCAAAAUAGAAUAUUUGGGGAUCGAACGCUGUCUCAAACCGACAUCCAGAACUUCUCCACCGGGGUGGGUCGUGACUGGAAGUUGGUGGGGAGAGCCCUGGAGAAGACCUGCCGAGCCCUGAAGGACCCCGCCAUAGACAACCUGGCCUACGAGUAUGAGAAGGACGGGCUGUACGAGCAGGCCUACCAGCUGCUCACCCGCUUUGUGCAGGCGGAGGGGAGCGCGGCCAAGCUGAGCCGACUGGUCAAAGCACUGGAGGACUGCAAACUCAAGGGUCUGGCUGAAAACAUUCUGGGCAUUCAUUCCCAAGAGUGACCAUGUAUUUGUGGUGUGAGUGGAGCCGCGAUGGGAACUUGUCCUGUCAGGUUUUAUAUAAUGUCUGUCGUGAACAUGCUGAGAAUCAUUCCUGUGUGUCGGAGCGUGUGAACAAAUGCUGAACUGCCAAUGUCACGAGUGCUUUAUCAAUUACUAGAGUUACUGAAUGUAUUUUAGGUGAGAUGAUCUGUGGUG